GGGCGCCGGCUCCAUGGCGACCGGGUUCGGGGAGCCGGUCUACGGACUUUCGGAAGAUGAGGGAGAGUCCCGUAUUCUCAGAGUGAAGGUGGUUUCUGGAAUUGAUCUCGCCAAAAAGGACAUCUUUGGAGCCAGUGAUCCGUAUGUGAAACUUUCACUGUACGUAGCGGAUGAGAAUAGAGAACUCGCUUUGGUACAGACAAAAACAAUUAAAAAGACGCUGAACCCAAAGUGGAAUGAAGAAUUUUAUUUUAGAGUAAACCCGUCUAAUCACAGACUUCUGUUUGAAGUAUUUGAUGAAAACAGAUUGACACGGGACGACUUCCUGGGACAGGUGGACAUACCCCUCAGUCAUCUCCCGACAGAAGAUCCGACCAUGGAGCGACCCUACACAUUUAAGGAUUUUCUCCUUAGACCAAGAAGUCAUAAAUCUCGAGUUAAGGGAUUUUUGCGAUUGAAAAUGGCCUAUAUGCCAAAAAAUGGAGGUCAAGAUGAAGAAAACAGUGAGCAGAGGGAAGACAUGGAGCAUGGCUGGGAGGUCGUGGACUCGAAUGACUCGGCCUCUCAGCACCAGGAGGAGCUCCCUCCCCCUCCACUGCCCCCCGGCUGGGAAGAGAAGGUGGACAAUCUUGGUCGUACCUAUUAUGUGAACCACAACAAUCGGACCACUCAGUGGCACCGACCGAGCCUGAUGGAUGUGUCCUCCGAGUCGGACAGCAACAUCAGGCAGAUCAACCAGGAGGCGGCACACCGGCGCUUCCGCUCACGCAGGCACAUCAGUGAGGACCUGGAGCCCGAGCCCAGUGAGGGCGGGGACGGCCCGGAGCCUUGGGAGACCAUUUCUGAAGAAGCGAACGUCACUGGAGACUCCCUCAAUCUAUCACUGCCCCCACCACCAUCCUCCCCAAUGUCUCGGACCAGCCCUCAGGAGCUGUCUGAGGAACUGAGCAGAAGGCUUCAGAUCACUCCAGACUCCAAUGGGGAGCAGUUUGGUUCUUUGAUUCAGAGAGAGCCGUCCUCAAGGUUGCGGUCCUGCAGCGUCACGGACACGGUCGCGGAGCAGGCUCAUCUGCCACCGCCCAGUGCCCCAACUAGGAGAGCGCGGUCAUCAACUGUCACAGGUGGUGAGGAGCCAACGCCAUCAGUGGCCUAUGCACACACCACGCCGGGCCUACCUUCAGGCUGGGAAGAAAGAAAAGAUGCUAAGGGACGCACAUACUAUGUCAAUCAUAACAAUCGAACCACAACUUGGACUCGACCUAUCAUGCAGCUCGCCGAAGAUGGUGCGUCCGGAUCCGCCACAAACAGUAACAACCACCUAAUCGAGCCUCAGAUCCGCCGGCCCCGUAGCCUCAGCUCGCCGACUGUAACCUUAUCUGCCCCACUGGAGGGUGCCAAGGAUUCGCCCAUACGCCGGGCUGUGAAAGAUACCCUUUCCAACCCACAGUCCCCACAGCCAUCACCUUACAACUCCCCCAAACCACAACACAAAGUCACACAGAGCUUCCUGCCGCCCGGCUGGGAAAUGAGGAUAGCACCCAACGGUCGGCCCUUCUUCAUUGACCAUAACACAAAGACUACGACGUGGGAAGAUCCACGCCUGAAAUUUCCAGUGCAUAUGCGGUCAAAGGCAUCUUUAAACCCCAAUGACCUCGGCCCUCUCCCUCCUGGUUGGGAAGAAAGAAUUCACUUGGAUGGCCGAACGUUUUAUAUUGACCAUAAUAGCAAAAUUACUCAGUGGGAAGACCCAAGACUGCAGAAUCCAGCUAUUACUGGUCCGGCUGUUCCUUACUCCAGAGAAUUUAAACAGAAAUAUGACUACUUUAGGAAGAAAUUAAAGAAACCUGCUGAUAUUCCAAAUAGGUUUGAAAUGAAACUUCACAGAAAUAACAUCUUUGAAGAGUCCUAUCGGAGAAUCAUGUCUGUGAAAAGACCAGAUGUCCUGAAAGCCAGACUGUGGAUCGAAUUUGAAUCAGAGAAAGGUCUUGACUAUGGGGGUGUGGCCAGAGAGUGGUUCUUCCUACUGUCCAAAGAGAUGUUCAACCCCUACUAUGGGCUUUUUGAGUACUCUGCAACGGACAACUACACACUUCAGAUCAACCCCAAUUCAGGCCUCUGUAAUGAAGACCAUUUGUCCUAUUUUACUUUCAUUGGAAGAGUUGCUGGUCUGGCAGUAUUUCAUGGGAAACUUUUGGAUGGUUUCUUCAUUAGACCGUUUUACAAAAUGAUGUUGGGAAAGCAGAUAACUCUGAAUGACAUGGAAUCUGUGGAUAGUGAAUAUUACAACUCAUUGAAGUGGAUCUUGGAAAAUGAUCCUACUGAACUGGACCUCAUGUUCUGUAUCGAUGAAGAAAACUUUGGACAGACCUAUCAAGUGGAUCUGAAGCCCAAUGGGUCGGAAAUAAUGGUGACAAAUGAAAACAAGAGGGAAUAUAUUGACUUGGUCAUCCAGUGGAGGUUUGUGAACAGGGUCCAAAAGCAAAUGAACGCCUUCUUGGAGGGAUUCACAGAACUGCUUCCUAUUGAUUUGAUUAAAAUUUUUGAUGAAAAUGAGUUGGAGUUGCUGAUGUGCGGCCUUGGCGAUGUGGACGUGAACGACUGGAGGCAACAUUCUAUUUACAAGAAUGGCUACUGCCCAAACCACCCUGUCAUUCAGUGGUUCUGGAAGGCUGUGCUGCUCAUGGACGCCGAGAAGCGGAUCCGGUUACUGCAGUUUGUCACGGGGACGUCCCGAGUACCUAUGAACGGCUUCGCCGAACUUUAUGGUUCCAAUGGUCCUCAGCUGUUUACAAUAGAGCAAUGGGGGAGUCCUGAAAAACUGCCCAGAGCUCACACAUGCUUUAAUCGCCUUGACUUACCUCCAUAUGAGACCUUUGAAGAUUUACGAGAGAAGCUUCUCAUGGCCGUGGAAAACGCUCAAGGAUUUGAGGGGGUGGAUUAAUCGCUCCCCGCCCGGCCUCCGGGUGGUUGGUCGUCCAGCAAGUCCUGCUUGCACUUUUGCAUUUGCCUAACAACAGACUUUGCAGAGACCGGGUGGAAAGAGGAGCCGCAGGUGUGGCUCCUGGAGCUGAGCCUUCUCGAGCCUUCGCCCGCGACUUGCCCAGGUUCAGACGGGGGAGCCCAGUCCCAGGUCGAGUUCCUGCAUUUUCCACCACGAAUUAUCAACUGGUUGAUGUGUACACUAAUUACAUUUCAGGAGGACUUAAUUCUAUUUAUGUUGUGCCUCUGUAGGCAAAGCCCUUAAUAAAUAUUUUACAUACUUUAUAAUGACAAUGAAUGGAAUUAAUCAUCUACAGGUAUAGUAUUACAACUCAUGUUUACUUUUUAAAAUGAUUUAGAUCGAUUUUCAGAUUUUAUUUCAUUACAAUUAAAGAUGUCUCGUGUACUUGGAAAA
Messenger RNA from Neomonachus schauinslandi (Hawaiian monk seal), 3394 nucleotides. It is a transcript of the gene NEDD4L, whose product is annotated as NEDD4 like E3 ubiquitin protein ligase. The transcript is spliced from 31 exons. Gene Ontology annotation, biological process: regulation of dendrite morphogenesis; ubiquitin-dependent protein catabolic process. Gene Ontology annotation, molecular function: sodium channel inhibitor activity; protein binding; ubiquitin protein ligase activity. Lineage: Eukaryota; Metazoa; Chordata; Mammalia; Carnivora; Phocidae. The record is from RefSeq and is a predicted model, not a curated record. Bases 14 to 2941 code for a protein of 975 amino acids.